ACUACAAUUUGUCAUUCGAAAAACCAUUAACUGGACGAUAGUACAGCUUGCCUACCGAAAUGAAGGCAUUUAUUGUGCUCUGCAGUGUAAUUUCCAUAGUUUAUUGCAAAACUUUAGGCACGCACUCUGCCCUUCACAGAUCCGGUCAGAGAUGUGUUAAUAUGUGGGACGAAGGUUGCAUCAAUGGACAACUAAACGGUGCUGGAAACGACGAUGACUACCUGAACGGCGGCUUCAACCCCGGCAAGCGAUGCGUCAACAUGUGGGACGAGGGGUGCGUUAAUGGACAACUCAAUGGUGCUGGUAAUGACGAUGACUACCUGAACGGCGGCUUCAACCCCGGCAAGCGAUGCGUCAACAUGUGGGACGAGGGGUGCGUUAAUGGACAACUCAAUGGGGCUGGUAAUGACGAUGACUACCUGAACGGCGGCUUCAACCCCGGCAAGCGAUGCGUCAACAUGUGGGACGAGGGGUGCGUUAAUGGACAACUCAAUGGUGCUGGUAAUGACGAUGACUACUUAAAUGGGGGUUUUAAUCCUGGCAAAAGAUCCUUGCACAGUCUUCUGGAAAAGCUGAGAAAAGCCGGACACCACGUUUAGAUGUUUUUACUAAUCACUGACCGCUAAUAUUUCUCUUUUAUUUAUUUUUUCUUUAUUGCUUUCCAUUGUUAGUACGUAGGGUUAACUCCUCUCAUCACUUGUAAUAUCUAUUUACUUAUGCUUUAAUAAAAAAUUGCCACAAUGUCCACCA
Messenger RNA from Spodoptera exigua (beet armyworm), 750 nucleotides. The record is from the annotation of a GenBank genome assembly. Lineage: Eukaryota; Metazoa; Arthropoda; Insecta; Lepidoptera; Noctuidae.